Messenger RNA from Fukomys damarensis (Damara mole-rat), 3994 nucleotides. Its product is annotated as zinc finger protein 792. NCBI's taxonomy places the organism in Eukaryota, Metazoa, Chordata, Mammalia, Rodentia, Bathyergidae. Gene Ontology annotation, biological process: regulation of DNA-templated transcription. Bases 182 to 2035 code for a protein of 617 amino acids. The transcript has 4 exons. The record is from RefSeq and is a predicted model, not a curated record.
GUUAAGCGGGAGGGGCGGUGCGUCUCGCGUCAGCCGCCUGGAGCCCUGGAGCUGGGGUGUCUGCGGGUGUCCAGGGGUGCGCGGCCCGCAUCCAAGGAUGUGACAGGUUGGGCGGGGGGCGGAGCCCGAGGGAGCCACCUCGGUCGCCUGUUCUGAAGGCCCUGCUGGGUCCUUAGGCCCGAUGGCGACGUCAGCGCAGAGGGACCUGGUGCAGCAGGGCUGUGUGACCUUUGAAGACGUGACCGUCUACUUCUCCCAGGACGAGUGGGGGCUGCUCAGCGAGGCACAGAGACUCCUGUACUGCGAUGUGAUGUUGGAGAACUUUGCACUCAUAGCCUCUCUGGGGCUCACGUCUUUCAGGUGCCAUGUUGUUGUCCCACUCGAGAUGGGGAAAGAACCCUGGAUGCCUGACAGAGUGGCUAUGACUUCAGCCAUGGAAAGAGGGGCUUUGGGCAUGCCUAGCUCUGAUUUUUGCUGUGGAACAGAGCUCAAGGAGCUACCUUCUGAUCAAAAUAUUUCUGUACAAGAAAUAUCACAGGAUGGGAAUCCCAAGACAGCUCUGUCCAUACAGAAGACCUACCCCUGUGACACAUGUGGCCCACGCUUGAGAGACAUUUUGUACCUGGUUGAACAUCAAACAGCACAUGCCAGGCAGAAGCCCUACAUGUGUGAAACAAGUACGACAGUGUUCAAGUUCAACAGAAACCUUCCCCAGCAACAGGUGCAAAAAAAUGCAGAUAAGCCUGCCAGAAAGGAGGAGGAUAGGGCUUCUCCUGGAAAGACCUGUGCUGACCACACAUCACAGAAACCUUUCACGUGUGGGGAGAGCAGGGAGGACUUUGUGGCCAUAUCGGGCUUUGUACAGCAUCAGAUCACUCCCAGUGUGGAGGAGGCACACAAGAAUUCUGAAGGUGCAUUAGAUUCUCCCACUGCUAGGGAUGCUUUCAGUAACAUAUCCACACUUGUUCAUCAACAGACAGUCUACACUGGAGAGAGGCCCCAUGAGUGCACGAAAUGUGCAAUAAUCUUUAGUGAUGCGUCCAGCCUCAAGCAACACCAGAGAGUUCACAAUAGAGGAAAACCUUAUGAGUGCUGUGAGUGUGGGAAAUUUUUUAGCCGGCACUUCAGUCUUGUGGAACAUCAGAGAAUUCACACUGGUGAAAAGCCAUAUGAAUGCAAUGAAUGUGGAAAAUUCUUUAGCCAACACUCCAGCCUUUUUCAACAUAAGAGGAUUCACACUGGUAGACGUACUCAUGAGUGCAGAGAAUGUGGGAAAUUCUUCAUCUGCAACUCCAGCCUAGUUAAGCAUGGGAGAGUUCACACAGGAGAACGACCUUAUAAGUGCAAGGAAUGUGGGAAAUCAUUUAGGCAAAUCUCCAAUCUCACCCAACACCAGAGAGUUCACACGGGAGAACAGCCUUUUGAGUGUGAUAAAUGUGGGAAAGUCUUCAGUCGAAGCUCCAACCUCAUGAACCAUCAGAGGGUUCACACUGGUGAACGGCCUUAUAAGUGCACUGAAUGUGGGAAGAUGUUCAGCCAAAUCUCCCAUCUCAAGAUCCAUCACAGACUUCACACUGGUGAACGCCCUUAUCAGUGCAAUGAAUGUGGAAAAUACUUUAACCAAAGCUCCAGCCUCAAAGCCCAUCAGAGAUUUCAUACUGAUGAAAGGCCUUAUGAGUGCAGUGAAUGUGGGAAAUCUUUCAAACAAAGCUCAAAUCUGAGGCAGCACCAAAUAGUCCAUAAACCAGACAGGCCUUAUAAGUGCACUGAGUGUGGGAAAGCCUUCACCCAAAACUCUACCCUCAGUAAUCAUCGCAGGCUUCACACUGGUGAACGGCCUUAUGAGUGCAGCGAAUGUGGGAAAACCUUCAGACAAAGGUCGAAUCUGAGUGAACACCAAAUAGUUCAUAAACCAGACAGACCUUAUAAGUGCAGUGAGUGUGGCAAAGCUUUUAGCCAAAAGCGCACCCUCAUUCAACAUCAAAAAAUUCACACCAGAGAAAGGAAUGUAAAGAAUAUGCAUCUGCCUUGUUGAACACAGCUGUAUAUAGCAGAGAGGGACUGUGACAGUGGGCUUUAUAAGGGGGUGUCGGUUCAUCCAUGUGGACACACUGGGGAAAUUUCCUAUGAAAGCUGUAUAUAGUGGAUGCUUUCAGGACUGAAGUCAUAUUUGUCCAUUUUAUCCCUGCUAGACUUUGCAACAAAAGCUAUCUCAGCUUGGCCCACUGUCUGGCCUCCAUAGUAUGUAUCAGCUAUUCCACCGUCUCAGGGAAAGCAUCCCUUUGUUUUCUUUCUAGUGCUUGAAUGGAACCUAAGUUUCUGAGGCUAUCAGAAGAUGUCACUUCUUCAUGGAUGUUUUAGUUGUAGGUAUGACCUAUUUUUGGCCAUGAUGCCCUAAAUGGAGUUCUACUGGCAGCUUACUGAGAUGGUUUCCUUUUUCAGGGAUAUUCAGUGGUUUAAUGUGUUGAAUUUAUUCAUCUUCUAUACGACCUGACCCAAGUACUAAAAUAAAUUGGUUUGGUUCAUAUUAUACUAGGAGCCUUAUUGAUUAAAUCAUGUUUUAUCUUUCUUCUGAUUGUUGUGAAGAGUAGUUUGAACAGAGAACAGAGCUAAGGUCUAUUAAUCAACAGAUAGCUCCAAAUUGUGUGUGUUUCCAGAUUGACUGGCUCAGAAGUGACAGCGGUAUGGCAGAAAACAACUGUCAGCCCAGAUUUGGCCUUAUGUUAACUGUUAGCCAAGCUUUCUAGGAAAGGCUGUAUUGCUUUGUGGACUUGUAUUCCAGUCUUGAAUGCUGUGAAUUUCAUGUCCUUAAUGGCAUGAAUUUUUCUCUUAUCCUAAGUUGUGACCAUCUCUAGUGCACCUGAAAAUAAUACCAAUUGGGCCCCUUAUCCCUUAGUACAGUGUUGGCAAGUAUUUUAGAGGUCAAUUGUCCAAACUGCAACCGAAAACCCACUUACUUAUUGUAAAGUACCAACAAUGCAGUUAAACCUGAAUGCUCAGCUGCUUGGGCAAUGCUGGGGUGAGUUGGUUUGGGUGCCAAGUGCUCUGUGUAUCCACUAUGGCAUACAUAGCAUAGGUUGCCACAACUGCCCUAGCACUGUUAAGCAGUUGCUGUUCAACUGUUUCCUGACAAGGGAUUAUAUGCUGUGAAAUUCAGUGUGCGUUAUACAGAUGUGCCCACCUUUAAGACCUGCUAAGCCCAGGUGGGUCUAUAGUUUGUACAGAAACACACAGUGUGACUAUAGAGAGUGGGUGAGACUGUUCUAAAAACAUCCUCAAAUGUUCCUUUGAAUGUCACUGUGUAGGAUUGAGGACAUUGUGGCUUGUAUUUAGAUGUCUGCCCAAAGCUUCAUAUGGUCAUAGAUGGUAAGUUUUUAAGGUAGCUGGAUACGGGUUGUGAAUGUGGAUUGAGCAUGUGAUGCUGGGAUUAAGGGGAUCCCUCCCUGGGUAUGGGUGGCAGAGACCAAUAGACUUAUAGCCUGGAUGAAGUAUAAAGGUGGUCUUGCUGCUGCUGCUGCUGCUGUUACUGCUGCUGCUUGCUGCUCUGCUGUCUUCAUCCUGCUUGCCAUAGACUAUUGGCCAUGCUGCCCUGCCUUGGAGCCAGCCAACUAUGGACUGAAACCUCUACAAACUGUGAACUGAAAUAAACUUUUCCUCCUUUAACUAUGGGUGUUAGACAAGAAAAGACAGAUUUUGUUACCAGAAGUGAAGUCAUUAUUGUGAUAACUACCUGACCAUGUGGUUCAGAGAGUUUUGGAACUGGCUUGUGGAAAGAGUUUGGAAAGCUUUGGAGAUGCCAAUUAAAGAAGAAGCCCUGGAAUGCUUUAAUUUGUACUUGAUUUGAGAUUCUGGUCAGAGUUCAGAAGACCAGAAAGCUGAUAGAAAUGCAGCCAAUAAAGACCAUGCUCGAGAGAUUUCAGUUAAGAAUGAAGAUUAUAUUGGCUGUUGGACUCCAGACUGUGUAUGUUACCCUUUGAAAGAAAAUUUGCAUUUU